This is a messenger RNA of Funneliformis caledonium, 242 nucleotides long. Lineage: Eukaryota; Fungi; Glomeromycota; Glomeromycetes; Glomerales; Glomeraceae. The record is from the annotation of a GenBank genome assembly.
GAAUGACAUAAAUGUGAAAAAUAAAGAAUUUGUUUGUAUUGAAAACUUAAAGAGUUUCUUAAGUGAUGCUGGAAUGAUAUUUGAUAACAUAAAGCUAUUACAAGAGGUGAAAGCUAACAGUAAUACUAUAUUUCAUAGCAACAAGCAAAGCUUAGAAGAAGUAAAAGUGAAACUUUACGAUCUACUUCCUGUUGAUAUAAAAAUUUAUAAGCCAUCUUUGCAAAAGAUUCUUGAAGCUAUCA